This is a messenger RNA of Oryzias melastigma (Indian medaka), 5635 nucleotides long. It is a transcript of the gene dnmt3ba, whose product is annotated as DNA (cytosine-5-)-methyltransferase 3 beta, duplicate a. NCBI's taxonomy places the organism in Eukaryota, Metazoa, Chordata, Actinopteri, Beloniformes, Adrianichthyidae. Bases 834 to 5096 code for a protein of 1420 amino acids. Gene Ontology annotation, biological process: negative regulation of transcription by RNA polymerase II. The record is from RefSeq and is a predicted model, not a curated record. Gene Ontology annotation, molecular function: protein binding; DNA binding; DNA (cytosine-5-)-methyltransferase activity, acting on CpG substrates. Gene Ontology annotation, cellular component: nucleus. The transcript is spliced from 26 exons.
GGUAAUGCUUCUGUCGGAAGAGGCCCAGUUUUCUCCGUAUUCUUUUCAAUAUUCUUAUGUUAACACAACAGACUAUUUUCAUUCCUCUUUGUUGUGUUGUGUUGGAACAGGAUGUUUCACUUGAAGGAGCUGGAUGUAGCUUAUGAAACACUUUUCAUUCCCCUUUGGUGUUCCUUGUGUGCAUCACAUGAUGUAAAGGUGACAAAUUCUGGGUAGGUGAAGGCAGAAUAAAGAGAUGGUCCUCUACACCCAAGCUUGUGUCUCAGAGCUCGCUUAUUUUAUGUAUGAAACUCCGCAUUACCGACGGCCCUGAUAAACAGGCAACAUUGGUGGGUUUUUUUUCUCAUUAAUUUGUGACGUUUUUCUCGUAAACGUACAUUUUCUGAAGUCGUAGAUUUACGACUUUAAAAUGCUUACAUUUAGGGAAAGAUGACUUUUAUUGCCAUAAAUAAAAAACUUUUUGGUGGUAAUUUAACAUUUACGAUUUUUUUCUCCUAAAUGUACGACUUUAAAGAUGUUUCUUUUCUUUCUUUUUUUUUUUCUUUUUUUGCUUGUAAAAUGGCCCGUCGUGUUCGCUCACUUCGGCAGCCGCCAUUUUGAUUUCAGCGAUCAACGUUUUUUUUCUAAGUGGGUGGGGCCACCGAGGGGGAGGGUCCAUAGCUUUGUAAGGGCAGUGGCCCUCAUUAAGACCGCCUCCAUACCGCCUCUCGUCCAAUCGAUCGUAGCCGGCCCGUGUGGACGUCACGGGGAUGCUGACGAGCACACAAGGCGGGACAGAACCGGAGGGAGAGGAAAGCAGGGGCUUGUAGGGGAACGGCCGCGGGAGCUGCAAGAUGGCAGGUACAGAGGCUGCAUCACUGAAAUGGCUCAACAACCUCCUCAAGACAAACUUCAAAGAAGUUCAAGACAUGGCCUCCGGCGCGUACUACUGUCAGAUCAUGGACUGCACGAUGCCCGGAUCAGUUGACAUGGCGAAGGUGAAGUUUGACAUUCAAUGCGAGGACGACUGCAAGCACAACUUCACUCUACUGCAGGAGGCCUUUAAGAAAGAGGGCAUUACGAAGGAUAUUCCAGUUGAGGAACUCAUCCAAGAAGAUGUUGAGACCAACUCUGAGUUCCUCAAAUGGUUCAAAGUCUUCCAUCUGAAAAAUAACAACAAGGCAGCGAAAGAAAACCUUCAUAAGAGUUCCAUGUCAGCCUCUCCCUCUCCAGAAAACUCCAGACGGGACACACGCUACACCGAAAAAUGGAAGGAAGCGCUCCCCUGGGCAGACAGAAGCUCCCUUGGAGACGAUUACACUUUCUGCACCACCUGUCAGUCAAACUUGCACACAAUCAACAAAGGUUUUGUUGAACUUCAGCGGCACUCAGAUACAAGGAAACACAAGAAAAAGGCCAAACUCUACAAGCAGAACAUCUCGCCGACCAAAGCCCCCAACCUGCCGCUGCCUUGCAGCGAUGCUGCAAUUCAUUUCAUCCGUAGCCACUGUAACUCCGCCCCCACCAACGGCGAGAAGCUGUCCAAACAUUUUCUGUACCGUACGCUGGGGCGACGGUACCCCAAAGACAUAGCAUCUGUUUGCCAGAACACUCCCUACUGCCUUUACAUCUACGAGGGGGUGUCUGUGGGGAAGGACCAACACGUCUCUGUGAUGCUCGUGGGCUUUUAUGACACGCAGUCGUCCGCUCACAGCCUCCGAUUCCUGGAUGCGUUUGGGGGCGGGGAUCAGAUGGGGUACCUGCAGACCUUAAAGAAGUUUAAGCUUCCCGCUGAAAAUCUGGCUGCUGUUUACGUCAGCGGUGAUGGCGCAGCGUCAGAGCAGAUCUGCUCGGGCCUCAGAGAGCUCAACCCAUCCGCAAUUUCCAUAGGACCUCUCUACAGCAUCGCUGAUGUGGCGUGCUGUGCCGGCUUGAAAAAGCUCUCCGGUCUGGUGCAGGAGUUGCUGUCAGCUCUGGAGGCGCAACACUUCUCCAGCUCAAUCCAGAGCGACGACCUGGAGGCUCUCUUGGACUCUGUGUACGAUAAAAAAAGCUCCAAGUCUUUUCUAGAUAUCGGCUGCCUCAAAUUCUGCCAGUUAGUCUCCAAAAUUUUAGAAAUCUGGACAGAUCUCACGGACCACUUCAGCUCUCGCAAUGACAAGGAAGCCAAACUCAUCUGCUCGCAGCUACAAGAUAUCAAAGUCAGAGCAGCUUUCUUGUUCCUAAAACAAGCUUUAAAGCCUCUGGAGAAGUUCCAGACACAAACACAAGGAGGUUCCUGGACCAGCAUGCUGCUCAUCCUGGAAGAGGCCAGCUCCCUGCUCAGCACAUACACCUCCCGCUUCCUCCAACAGAACGCCGCGGCGCGCUACCUCGAGGAGCACGACGCUCUUAUCCUCCGGAGCAAGAAGUCCCUCCUCUCCAGCCCCGAUUUAGACCUGGGCGGCGAGGCGGUGGAGGACGCUCUGAGAGAAUCCGAUGAGCCGGCGGCGCUGCUGCGCUUCCGAGAGCAGGCGCUGUCCUUCUACGCCGCGCUCACCGGCUGCAUCGCCGAGGAGCUGCCUCUGAGUGUCCAGGCGCUGAGGAGCAUCGCUCAGCUGCUGAGCCCGCAGAGCUGGCUGGAGGUGACGGGCGCUCAGGUGGAGGAGCUCGGCAACCAGCUGGGGGUCUGCAACUCCGCCGAUGAGACCAAACAGCUCACCAAGGAGUUCCUGGAGCGUAAAACCGACAAGGAGGCGGCGGCGCACGCCAGCACAGACCCAGAUUCCCUUAAGGAGCACUGGAGCCGUCUACUGGAUGACUCCAAACCCUCCCCCCUCUUCAGGAGGCUUGUUUUAACCCUGCUGUCCCUCCCGUGUCCCCCUCUCAACGCAAAGCAGGUUUUCACUCAGGUUCUAGAAACUUCAGAAGUCUCCUCUGAGGAGGAAGCAACUGAGAGUGAUUGUGACGUCUCCUUCAGCCAAAAGGACGUCAGCAUUCACCCCCCAAAUGGGAAAAACACCCUACAACUUCUCAAAAAAUCAAUGAAGCCCUGUGAAGUCCGCCUUACAAGGAUAGAUAGUCUGAAUAUUGAUGAAUAUCAGGAGAACGAGUGGAGCCAUCGGAGGAGUUCUGGCUGGGAGAGCGGCCUGCGGAGGAGGCCUCGGGCCCGCACCAUCUUUCAGGCGGGUGCGGGUACCUGGUGCAAACCCGUAGAUCUCGACGAUGAGGACAAAACUGCUCGGGAUGACACGAGGGAAGAAAGAUCUCGAUUUGGUAAACACGCACCAACAAAAGGUCAACGCAAAGAAAGCUAUCAGGAUGCGAAGGGUUUCCCAGUUGGAGAGCUGGUUUGGGGCAAAGUGAAAAGCCUGUCCUUGUGGCCUGGGAUGGUGGCACCGUGGAUGACCAGGUCUCCCCCCGUAGGCAUGCGCAGGGUGGAGUGGUUUGGAGACGGGAUGUUCUCAGAGGUCAACACCGACGGUCUUCUUCCAUUUAGUAGCUUUUCAAGGUCCUUUUGCAAAAAUUCCUUUGCCAGUUUGCCUAAGUACAAGAAAGCCAUCUACGAGAUCCUUGAGUUGGCAGCUGAGCGAUCCAGGAAGUCCUUCACUGAUGCUCAGGGCAACAAGGAGAAAGAACUGAAGAUGAUGCUGGAGUGGGCCUUUGAAGGCUUUCUGCCCACGGGCCCAGAGGGAUUUGCUCCUCCAAAUUUCAAUGACCAAGAAGAACCAUCAGAAGUCUCUGACGAAUACCUGCCGAAAAAGAGGAAAUACGUCUCCAAGAACAGGACCAGCACCUCCACCGUCACCUAUAACAGAGAUUUGUUGAUAGACAAGAUUAAAAGGAGCGGCAAAAAAAUCGAAGACUUUUGUUUGUCUUGUUCUUCGCCGGACGUGGAUGUGCAGCACCCGCUGUUUGAGGGUGGCCUCUGUCUGCGAUGCAAGGAGAACUUCUCAGAGACUCUGUACCGCUACGACGAUGACGGUUACCAGUCGUACUGCACCGUCUGCUGCGCCGGUCAGGAGGUCGUUCUGUGUGACAACGUCAACUGCUGCAGGUGCUUCUGUAAGGACUGCCUGAACCUCCUGAUUGGAGAUCAAACGUUCGAGAAGCUGAGAGACACGGAGAAGUGGAACUGCUUCAUGUGUAAGCCCUCGCAGUGUGAAGGCUACCUUCUACUCAGACCGGACUGGAGCGUCAGAGUGCAAGACUUCUUCGCCAACAGCACCGCCCUGGAGUUUGAGCCGCACAGAGUUUACCCCUCCAUCCCCGCCGCUGAGCGCAGACCCCUCAAGGUGCUCUCUCUUUUUGAUGGUAUAGCGACAGGGUAUCUGGUGCUGAAAGGUUUGGGCUGCAAGGUGGAGAGGUACAUCGCCUCUGAGAUCUGUGACGACUCCAUCGCGGUGGGGAUGAUCAAGCACGAGGGGAAGAUCGAAUACGUUAACGACGUCCGCACCAUUACGAGGAAACAUCUGGCAGAAUGGGGUCCCUUCGACCUCCUGAUUGGAGGCAGUCCGUGCAACGACCUGGCAACGGUCAACCCCAACCGGAAAGGACUCUACGAGGGCACCGGUAGACUCUUCUUUGAGUUCUAUCGCAUUCUGAACCUGCUGAGGCCGAGAGAGGAGGACAACCGUCCGUUCUUCUGGCUGUUCGAGAACGUGGUCCACAUGAAUGCGCGGGACAAAACGGAUAUCUGCAGGUUUCUCGAGUGUAAUCCGGUUCUAAUCGACGCCAUUCACGUCAGUCCCGCUCACAGAGCACGCUACUUCUGGGGCAACCUUCCCGGCAUGAGCAGACCUGUCACCACAUCUCUGGACGACAAAGUCAAGCUGCAGGACUGUUUGGAAAUCGGACGUGUGGCGAGAUUCGACAAAGUCCGCACCAUCACAACCAAGACCAACUGCAUGUGGCAGGGGAAGAUAGGCCAGCUCCCCGUCACCAUGAACGGCAAGGAUGACUCCCUGUGGUGCACGGAAAUGGAGCUGAUCUUUGGAUUCCCCAAACACUACACGGAUGUGAACAACAUGAGCCGGAUGCAAAGGCAGAGGGUGUUGGGGCGCUCCUGGAGCGUCCCCGUCAUCCGCCACCUGCUGGCUCCGCUGAAGGAUUACUACGAAUGUGAGGAGCGCGUGUGAUGGUCGCGCAAACUCCAGCGGCGGCGCCGAGCUUUUCUUACAAAAGCAUCAUUUGGCUUCUUUUAAUUUGCAGGACAGAGAUUUAAGAUUCUUUUUCCGUGAGCAAAAACAGAUUAGUAAUUCCAGAUAUAAUAUUUUUGGGUUCAUAUUUCUUGGAUUUGGCAGCUCUCAAUGAUCCUCAAUCACCAGCGUUUUAUUUGUGGGAGGGGUUCAAAGUAAGAAGGGAUCAGACCAAAACCUGCUGAAAAACUGAACGUGGCCUCAAGUUUCCGCUGGCGGUGGAGGGAAGAAGGACCAAGUAUCCCUCCAUCUUGGUUUUUUAUUUUAAGUAAAGUGCCAGCCCUCAGUAACGAGAGCUGAUGCAGGGCGGAGUCUCAGAUCUGGAAUUUAAUGGAAUUGUGGGUAAAUCUGAAGGGUUUAAAACUCCCAGAAUUCCCUUGGUGACACAGGCCUCACUCUCUACCUCAGCGCAGGCAGAUUCCUCCGGUUCUGCAGUCACACUUUUUUAAUAUUUAUGAAAAAGAUAAAAAAAAAAAAAA